This is a messenger RNA of Bipolaris sorokiniana ND90Pr, 810 nucleotides long. RefSeq lists its product as uncharacterized. NCBI's taxonomy places the organism in Eukaryota, Fungi, Ascomycota, Dothideomycetes, Pleosporales, Pleosporaceae. Gene Ontology annotation, biological process: intracellular copper ion homeostasis; copper ion transmembrane transport. The coding region runs from base 114 to 689 and encodes 191 amino acids. The record is from RefSeq and is a predicted model, not a curated record. Gene Ontology annotation, cellular component: plasma membrane. The transcript is spliced from 2 exons. Gene Ontology annotation, molecular function: copper ion transmembrane transporter activity.
UCGGAACCUAAUUGUCAACACCUGUCUCUCCCGCGCAACGGAAUCAAUAGCUUCUGUGAAGCCUCGCCACUACCAGUCUUCCUCCCGACAGUCUAUUCCAUCACUUUUGCAUAAUGGUUGCACACGGAGGCCACGAUGAAAUGGCCAUGGGGUCAAUGGAGGGAAUGCAUGCGAGCGAAACAUCCGGUCAUGGCGGCAUGGCAAUGGCCUUCUUCACAGCAACCAACACUCCACUGUACUCCAAAUCAUGGACCCCAUCAUCAGCUGGUCAAUACGCUGGAACGUGCAUCUUCCUCAUCCUCCUCGCUAUUCUCCUCCGCGCCAUCUUCACAGCCAAAACCUUUCUUGAAAUCAAGGCAGUAAAGAACGCUCUGCAGCGUCGCUACGUUGUCGUAGCUGGCGAGAAAACAGUCCUCGACGACGAUGCCAACUCGACACAUGGCAUUCUCACGACCAAUGGCGUUCAGGAGAAUGUCCGGGUUGUGUCUGCACCAGUAUCCCACAUCCAACCCUGGAGGUUUGGCGUUGAUCUUCCACGAGCCUUUUUGAUGACGGUUGCGGCGGGUGUCGGAUACCUCCUCAUGCUGGCAGUCAUGACCUUCAAUGUCGGAUACUUUCUCUCUGUUCUAGCGGGUACGUUUGUCGGUGAACUUGCUUUCGGCAGAUUCAAUCAGGCCGCACCGCAUUAAUGGCCGAUGGGACUCUGCUUUGACUUCGUAUCCGCACCGUGCCGGAGUCUAAUGUUGUAGAUGCUCUUGUAAUACCUGCCCACUAGAUGAUUAGUUACCCAAUUAGAUAUUCUCCACAAAC